AUGCAUAUCGGGGAACACGAAGACGAGCUCAUCGAAAAUUUUUCUUGCAAUUGCCUGGAAAAUCGUGACUAUUCGACGAUUCGCAUUCUUGGUGUUAGGAGAGGUGAAGGCGACAAUGAUCUUGCCUUUCUCCAGAUUGUAAACAAAUCUACACAGGAUAAGGGAAAGCAUAUAAUAUCGGAGCGUGUCAUCGAGCCUCUGAGACAGGCGAAUGUUGGAAACAUUUCGCAAUAAGGUAAAGCUACUACAACAGACGAGGUUACAUAUGAGUGGGUGGCGACUACCUUUCAAGAGUACGCUAUAGAGAAAGACGAGGACGAUGCAAGAUUUGAUGUAGUUCACUUUUUUCAUAGUCUCUACUAUGUUUAUCUCGAGACUACGUUGAAGCAUUGUUACGAGAAAGAACUUAAAGCGCAUUGA
Molecule: messenger RNA, 420 nt
Organism: Pocillopora meandrina
Lineage: Eukaryota; Metazoa; Cnidaria; Anthozoa; Scleractinia; Pocilloporidae
Source: the annotation of a GenBank genome assembly